Penicillium cinerascens is the source of this 1377-nucleotide messenger RNA. Its product is annotated as glycoside hydrolase family 76 protein. The coding region runs from base 1 to 1377 and encodes 458 amino acids. The transcript has 4 exons. Gene Ontology annotation, molecular function: mannan endo-1,6-alpha-mannosidase activity. Lineage: Eukaryota; Fungi; Ascomycota; Eurotiomycetes; Eurotiales; Aspergillaceae. The record is from RefSeq and is a predicted model, not a curated record. Gene Ontology annotation, biological process: fungal-type cell wall biogenesis; carbohydrate catabolic process.
AUGAUGCAUUCUCCUGGCCUCUGGUUGUUGUUGGAGGGGCUUUUAUUUUCAAUCCUUAUCUCUAACCCGGCAGAUGCGAUUGAUCUGGAUAUCAGCGAUGAGCAAUCUAUGAAAAACGCCGCCAGCACAACUGUCUAUGCGAUGAUGACCUAUUACAAAGGAAAUGAGACCGGACAUAUCCCAGGAGCAUUUCCGAGUAAAUGGUGGGAAGGAUCAGCCCUCUUCAUGGCAUUGCUUCAGUACUGGCAUUUCACGGGCGACACGACGUACAAUGACGAGCUGCGCGUUGGACUGGAGUGGCAAUCCGGUGAUGAUGGCGACUACAUGCCGGCUAACUACAGCAGCUAUCUAGGCAAUGACGACCAAAUGUUCUGGGGGCUUGCAGCAAUGACGGCGGCCGAACUUCAAUUUGCAGAUGUUUCUGAUGGAUUUUCCUGGCUCUCACUUGCCCAGGGAGUCUUCAACACUCAGAUCAACCGAUGGGACACCUCCUCUUGCGACGGAGGGAUGAGGUGGCAAAUAUGGCCCUACGAAUCUGGCUACACUUUGAAAAAUUCGAUCUCAAACGGGGGUCUAUUUCAAUUAUCCGCACGUCUUGCCCGCUACACCGGGUCGGAUACUUAUUUUAAAUGGGCAAAGAAGAUCUGGGACUGGUCUCUGUCCUCACCUUUGUUGAGCAACUCGACCUGGAAUGUUGCCGAUUCCACAAGUGCCGAAAGCGAUUGUUCGACUCAGGGAAAUACUCAAUGGUCAUAUAAUUAUGGAACUUACAUGAUGGGUGCCGCCUAUAUGUACAACUAUACAAAUGGUAGCUCUGAGUGGCUCAGUGCAGUGAACGGCUUGAUGAACAAAACGUUCGAGCAAUUUUUCCCGGAAAGCAACGGUGGCAUUUUCGAGGAGGUCACAUGUGAGCCGACGGAGAUUUGCAAUGACAAUGAGAUCCUUUUCAAGGGGCUUGUAUCUUCCUGGCUGUCAUUCACAGCUCUCUUGGUUCCAUCAACCUUCGAUACCAUUUUGCCCAAGUUACAAACAUCCGCCAAAGCCGCUGCGUUGUCCUGCACGGGGCACAACAACAAUACAUGUGGAGUUCGCUGGUAUAAAUCCGAAUACGAUGGCUGGAUAGGAAUGGAAGAAGAGAUCAGUGCCACUGAUCUCUUUGUUGCAAACAUGAUCAACUUUGGCGGCUCGGCACCUGUGACUUCGACUACGGGUGGUAACAGUACAAGCGAUCCCACCGCGGGCGAGAAUGACACCAGCUCGGAUACAGAGACGUACGUUCCUAUUACCGCGGGAGAGAGAGCUGGUGCCGGCAUCCUGACUGUUGUCUUUGUCGCCGGAUGGGUGGGACUGAUGGGCUGGACUGUACUGGGAGGCUAG